Messenger RNA from Sebastes umbrosus (honeycomb rockfish), 5693 nucleotides. RefSeq lists its product as uncharacterized. Gene Ontology annotation, biological process: lipoprotein metabolic process; lipid transport. The record is from RefSeq and is a predicted model, not a curated record. Gene Ontology annotation, molecular function: lipid binding. The coding region runs from base 245 to 5269 and encodes 1674 amino acids. Lineage: Eukaryota; Metazoa; Chordata; Actinopteri; Perciformes; Sebastidae. Gene Ontology annotation, cellular component: membrane; extracellular region. The transcript is spliced from 10 exons.
UGGUUCAACCUGCUGAUGUGGAGAAAGGAAAAUUAAACCAAACUGCCACAACUGUCGAAGUUUUGUCAACAAGCUACCUGAACAGUUAAACUAAACUGGUGAUUUUGGCAGAUUCAGCCAACACAUGAGUUGGUUGUCUCUAUAGGAAACAAUCAGAUGUCCAAUCUUUAUUUUAUUUUUAUUUUAACCACGCAGGUAGACCUAAUAAUAAGACGAGGACCUGAUAAGGAACUGGAGACAGCAUAUGGAGAGGACAAACAUGUCUGCUGCAAGAAAAGAACUACAGGAGGCCUUGUGCUGCUACACCACAGAUACCCUCAGCUACAUCAACACAGUGAGAGAGUUCUGUGAGAGGAGCCCUAAAUGGAUGCUUGGGAGGGAGAAAGAGUUGCACAUGAUGGUGGACAUCAAAGAUAGGGCUGACAGCAUCAACCUAAGCGUCGGCCAUGUUACCCAGUCAGAGAACAAAGGUAAGAGAUGUAAGGCAAUUCGGGAAUAUAUGAAGAGCAAGGUGACUGCAGACAGCAGACGUGCAGAGUUGGAGGAGGAGCUGGCUGCUGUGCUGAAGGACACUCUGAGAGGCCUGGAGAAGCUUGACUGCUUCCUGGAUGCAGUGGAGAAUCUGGCGGUCACCUCACUCCAUGUGUUCAUGGAGGAGAACCAGGCGUUACAUUUGCCAGAAGGGAUCAGCCUCGAACAAGUUCAGGUUGUCAUCACUGCUGCACGGGAAAUCUGCCAUCUCCUCCUCGAGUUUAAAAGAGAUGCAAGUGUCUUCUUCCUUCCCAAACUUCAGAAUGUGGAAGUGCUGUCAUAUCAGCUGGACAGAUACAUCAAGACCACCCAGAAAAUCUGUGAGAAGUUAGAGAAAAGCUCCUUCAGUGACUUUUUCCUGAAUAUGAACACCAGACCUCUGGUAGACCUCGAUGUGGAUUUGUCUGAAGAUGACAUACAAAGGAUGCUUCAUCACAUUAAUCAGCUUGAUGAAAUCAGGAUGAACCAGAGCUUCCGGACGGUGUUCCUGUUUCAGGAGGAACCAUGUUCUGGCUUCAUCAAUAAGUUCAGCGAGCGAAAGCCCAGGAUGCUGCAGUUUCUAGAAGACCUGGAGGAGAAUGCUGUUCAGCAAGACAGGAUGAAUAUGGGGGCAAACAUCUCCGGCGUGGCAGGCAGCUCAGUGGGGGCAGCUGGAGGUGUGCUUUCCAUCAUUGGUUUGGCAUUAGGUCCUGUAACAGCUGGAGCGUCUCUAGUUCUGACAAUGACUGGGGCGGGGCUGGGAAUUACCAGCGGAGUCAACAGUAUCGUCACCACCGCCACAGAGGUUGUCGUGAACCGUAAACAUAAAAAGAAUGCCAGUGAGACCUUCCAGAGCUUCAUGGAGGAUAUGCAGUGUCUUCAGGGUUGUCUGGAGGAGGUCACCAAAAGGGAGACGAGCAAGAUAGAUGUGGCUGUGGGAGUAGGCAAGGUGCUUAGUAAAGGUUGUGUUUUUGUGAAGACUAUCGAUGGAAUUGUUGAUACUGUCUCAGCUUAUAUUUUAACAACUGAGGAGCUGGCUGUUAGUAUUGGCAGAGGGGCAUUGCAGGAAGGAAAAGCAUUACGUAACGUGCCCAGGAUGGCGGCAGAUAUCCCAGAUAUUGGUCAGGCAGCAGUCAAAGGGCCUCUUGCACUCUCCAAGUCAGCCAUCGGGCUCAACGCUCUCUUCCUCGGCAUGGAUGUCAUCUUCAUCGGUUAUUACAGCAUCAGUCUGGCCAAAGGCAGCGAGACUGAAUUCUCUCAGUUCAUCAGAGCCAGAGCUGCACUCUGGCGUUCAGAGAUUGACACAUGGCAGAAGAUCCAUGACUUCCUGUGCAAAGGUCAGCUGACAUCAAAGAAAAACAAAGCUGUCCUGGAGACGCCAUUUUAUCCAGAGAGAGAGAUGAAAAAAGAACUACAGAAGGCCUUGUGCUGCUACACCGCAGAUACCCUCAUCUACAUCGACACAGUGAGAGAGUUCUGUGAGAGGAGCCCUGAAUGGAUGCUUGGGAGGGAGAAAGAGUUGCACAUGAUGGUGGACAUCAAAGAUAGGGCUGACAGCAUCGGCCUAAGCAUCGGCCAUGUUACCCAGUCAGAGAACAGAGGUAAGAGGGGUAAUGCAAUUUGGGAAUAUAUGAAGAGCAAGGUGACUGCAGACAGCAGACGUGCAGAGCUGGAGAAGGAGCUGGCUGCUGUGCUGAAGGACACUCUGAGAGGCCUGGAGAAGCUCCACAGCUUCCUGGAUGCAGUAGAGAAUCUGGCGGUCACCUCACUCCAUGUGUUCAUGGAGGAGAACCAGGGGUUACAUUUGCCAGAAGGGAUCAGCCUCGAACAAGUUCAGGUUGUCAUCACUGCUGCACGGGAAAUCUGCCAUCUCCUCCUCAAGUUUAAAAGAGAUGCAAGUGUCUUCUUCCUUCCCAAACUUCAGAAUGUGGAAGUGCUGUCAUAUCAGCUGGACAGAUACAUCAAGACCACCCAGAAAAUCUGUGAGAAGUUAGAGAAAAGCUCCUUCAGUGACUUUUGCCUGAAUAUGAACGACGAAACUCUGGUAGACCUCGAUGUGGAUUUGUCUGAAGAUGACUUACAAAGGAUGCUUCAUCACAUUAAUCAGCUUGAUGAAAUCAGGAUGAACCAGAGCUUCCGGACGGUGUUCCUGUUUCAGGAGGAACCAUGUUCUGGCUUCAUCAGUGAGUUCAGCGAGCGAAAGCCCAGGAUGCUGCAGUUUCUAGAAAACCUGGAGGAGAAUGCUGUUCAGCUAGACAGGAUGAAUAAGGGGGCAAAGAUCUCCAGUGUGGCAGGCAGCUCGGUAGGGGCAGCUGGAGGUGUGCUUUCCAUCAUUGGUUUGGCAUUAAUUCCUGUAACAGCUGGAGCGUCUCUAAUUCUGACAAUGACUGGGUUGGGGCUGGGAAUUACCAGCGGAGUCAACAGUUUAGUCACCACCGUCACAGAGGUUGUCGUGAACCAUAAACAUAAAGAGAAAGCCAAUGAGACCUUCCAGAGCUUCAUGGAGAAUGUGCAGUGUCUCCAGGAUUGUCUGGAGGAGGUCACCAAAAGGGAAACGAGCCAGAUAGAUGUGGUUGUGGGAAUAGGCAAGUUGUUUGGUAACGUUUGUGCUACUGGGAAGGCUAUCGAUGGAAUUGUUGAUGCUGCCUCAGCUUAUAUUUUAACAACUGAGGAGCUGGCUGUUAGUGCUGGCAGAGUGGCAUUGCAGGAAGGAAAAGCAUUACGUAACGUACCCAGGAUGGCGGCAGAUAUCCCAGAUAUUGGUCAGGCAGCAGCCAAAGCGCCUCUCGCCCUCUCCAACUCAGCAAGAGCCGGUUUCAUCGGGCUCAACGCUCUCUUCAUCGGCAUGGAUGUCUUCUUCAUCUGUAAAGACAGCAUCAGUCUGGCCAAAGGCAGCGAGACUGAAGACUCUCAGUUCAUCAGAGCCAGAGCUGCACUCUGGCGUUCGGAGAUUGACUCAUGGCAGAAGAUCCAUGACUUCCUGUGCAAAGGUCAGCUGACAUCAAAGGAAAACAAAGCUGUCCUGGAGACGCCAUUUUAUCCAGAGAGGGAGAUGAAAAAAGAACUACAGGAGGCCUUGUGCUGCUACACCGCAGAUACCCUCAUCUACAUCGACACAGUGAGAGAGUUCUGUGAGAGGAGCCCUGAAUGGAUGCUUGGGAGGGAGAAAGAGUUGCACAUGAUGGUGGACAUCAAAGAUAGGGCUGACAGCAUCGGCCUAAAAAUCGGCCAUGUUACCCAGUCAGAGAACAAAGGUAAGGCCUUUUUGAAAUAUAUGAAGAGCAAGGUGACCCUGUUGACUGCAGCCAACAGACGUGCAGAACUGGAGAAGGAGCUGGCUGCUGUGCUGAAGGACACUCUGAGUGGCCUGGAGAAGCUCCACUGCUUCCUGGAUGCAGUGGAGAAUCUGGCGGUCACCUCACUCCAUGUGUUCAUGGAGGAGAACCAGGGGUUACAUUUGCCAGAAGGGAUCAGCCUCGAACAAGUUCAGGUUGUCAUCACUGCUGCACGGAAAAUCUGCCAUCUCCUCCUCAAGUUUAAAAGCGAUACAAGUGUCUUCUUCCUUCCCAAACUUCAGAAUGUGGAAGUGCUGUCAUAUCAGCUGAACAGAUACAUCAAGACCACCCAGAAAAUCUGUGAGAAGUUAGAGAAAAGCUCCUUCAGUGACUUUUGCCUGAAUUUGAACGACGAAACUCUGGUAGACAUCGAUGUGGAUUUGUCUGAAGAUGACAUACAAAGGAUGUUUCAUCACAUUAAUCAGCUUGAUGAAAUCAGGUUGAACCAGAGCUUCCGGACGGUGUUCCUGUUUCAGGAGGAACCAUGUUCUGACUUCAUCAGUGAGUUCAGCGAGCGAAAGCCCAGGAUGCUGCAGUCUCUAGAAGACCUGGAGGAGAAUGCUGUUCAGCUAGACAGGAUGAAUAUGGGGGCAAAGAUCUCCAGUGUGGCAGGCAGCUCGGUGAGGGCAGCUGGAGGUGUGAUUUCCAUCGUUGGUUUGGCAUUAGGUCCUGUAACAGCUGGAGCGUCUCUAGUUCUGACAAUGACUGGUUUGGGGCUGGGAAUUACUAGCAGAGUCAACAGUGCCGUCACCACCGCCACAGAGGUUGGCGUGAACCAUAAACAUCAAAAGAAAGCCAGUGAGACCUUCCAGAGCUUCAUGGAGGAUAUGCAGUGUCUCCAGGAUUGUCUGGAGGAGGUCACCAUUAGGAAAACGAGCCAGAUAGAUGUGGUUGUGGGAGUAGGCAUUGUGCUUGGUAAAGCUGGGUAUGAUAUCCGAAAUCUUGUUCAAAAGGUCUCAGCCUUUAAGAAGUUAAAAACUGAGGAGCUGGCUGUAAGUGCUGGCAGAGGGGCAGUGCAGGAAGAAAAAGCAUUACGUAACGUGCCCAGGGUGGCGGCAGAUAUCCCAGAUAUUGGUCAGGCAGAAGCCAAAGGGCCUCUUGCCCGCUCCAACUCAGUCAGUGUCAGUACCAUCACGUUCAGCGCUCUCUUCCUCGGCAUGGAUGUCUUCUCCAUCUGUAAAGACAGCAUUAGUCUGGGCAAAGGCAGCGAGACUGAAAUCUCUCAGUUCAUCAGAGCCAGAGCUGCACUCUGGCGUUUGGAGAUGGACUCAUGGCAGAAGAUACAUGACUUCCUGUGUGAAGGUCAGCUGACAUCAAAGGAAAACAAAGCUUUCCUGGAGACGCCAUUUUAUCCAGAGAGGGAGAUGAAGAAACUCGGAGAAACAGAAAUGGAAAUUCCAUUUGAUGAAGUGGAUGAAAAGUGAAAGAGGAAAGUUCUUGUGUAAUACAGUAGUGCUCAGAGACAAUACCAACUCUGACACUCUGAUCAGAUAUGAGAUCCAUUUAAACUUUGCUUACAGCUCACUGUUCAGCAUCAAACAUGAUUAAUAUCUAUCAUAUUUUUAAUCAGCUGUAAUUCUCAUGGCAUAAACCAAUGUAUCGCUAAACCUGCUUCAAAACAUAACGCACUGUCAUUUAGCGCUUUACCUGAUGAUAAAUGUAACUGAAAAAUAUAAUUACUAUUUUAAUUCUAGAGUUGCAAUUACUGUCAUAUAAAAAUAUAAUUAGAGCAAAAAAUGUUAUGCACAAUACAUUCUGUACAAUCUGUAUGAUCUUCAUUAUUAUGUUUGUAUAAUUCAGUCUGCCAUUUCUCUUGCACAAAAAUAAAUACAAUUUUAAAAAGUAAAA